AUGUCUCAAGAAUCUGUUGAGGAGAUAUUUGGGGAGGAAGUUGAGGGCAUCGGAUACUCGAAGAGCGGGACGGGUCAUGAUGAGACUAGUACGAAAAAAGAGGGUGAGAGUGUGAAAAUUGGCGAUGAAAUUCCGCCAUCACUCGAGGCUUUUCUGAAAACUGACCCAAGAGCCGGGCUUACCACUGAAGAAGCGAAAUCACGGUUAGAAAGGUUUGGAAGGAACGAGAUUGCCGACGUUAAAACCAAUCCCAUCAUAAAAUUUAUCUCUUACUUCCGAGGUCCCAUCGCCUAUUUAAUAGAGAUCGCGUGUAUUGUCGCCGCCGUUGUUCGUGACUGGGUCGACUUUGGAAUCAUAUUCGCGCUACUGAUUAUCAAUGCGUGUAUCGGUUUCUUCGAAGAAUCCCGAGCAGAAUCUGCGUUAGACGCGCUACGUCAAUCUUUGGCAUUGAAGUCCCGGGUCGUGAGGGAUGGCAAGUUGGUGGAGAUAGAUUCGGCUGAAUUGGUACCGGGAGACGUGAUCGUAUUAAGGAUUGGUGACAUUGUGCCGGCUGAUUCCAAGUUAUUGGGAAUCACUGCGACCGGGAAUAAGUCGGAUGAUGGUUUAUUGAUCGACCAGUCGUCUCUGACCGUCAUCCUCGUCUUGAUCAUCUUCGUCUAUGAAUUGAUAAGACAACGAGGAAGUAAUGUCUUGAGUACUCUGCAACUAGUGCUGGUGUUAACAGUCGCCGCUAUUCCGGUUGGACUGCCGACUGUGCUAUCAGUCACAAUGGCCGUGGGAGCAAAGCAACUAGCCGCUAAGAAAGUCAUUAUCAAACGCUUGACUGCCGUCGAAGAAUUGGCCUCGGUUAACCUCCUAUGCUCGGACAAAACUGGUACGCUCACAUUGAACGAUCUUACGUUCGACGAACCGUGGUUAUAUAACGGUCACACCAGUUCCGAAUUACUCCUCUAUUCCUACCUUUGUUCGGAGUCCGAUACCAAUGAUGCCAUAGAAACGGCCGUAAGAAAAGCUGCCAAAUCAGAACUUGCCAUCAUAAAGAAUAGCGGUAGCGAUCGCGAAGUUCCAGGAUAUAGAGUCACCUCAUUCACUCCCUUUAACCCUUCGACCAAAUAUACCAAAGCUACCGUGACGAAUUUACAAACCAAGGAAAAUUUUCAAAUCAUUAAAGGCGCCCCGCAAGUCAUUAUCAAACUUACGGGCGGGAAUGAGGAAGCCACCAAUGCCGUGAAUGACCUUGCCUCUCGUGGAUUAAGAGCCUUGGGUGUUGCGAUAUCGUCACCUCUAGAAUCCAACGACACCAAUAACCAAUAUCCGCAAUGGAACCUGAUCGGACUGAUAAGUCUUCUAGAUCCUCCAAGACCAGAUUCCAGAGAGACCCUUAGUCGAUGCCGAGAAUUUGGAGUCACCGUAAAAAUGAUUACUGGCGACCAAGUUGUCAUCGCCAAAGAGGUGGCACGUCGACUCGGGAUGAACCGGGUGAUAUUAGAUGCGAAUUAUUUAGCAGACCCUAAUCGAUCGGAAGAAGAGGUGACGGAAGCUUGUGAGCGAGCCGACGGAUUUGGACAAGUGAUACCAGAACAUAAGUAUAGGGUGGUAGAGCUGUUACAGAAGAAAGGACAUUUGGUGGGGAUGACGGGCGAUGGGGUAAACGACGCGCCAGCCUUAAAACGUGCCAAUGUUGGCAUAGCGGUGGAAGGAUGCACGGAUGCUGCCCGAAGUGCCGCCGAUAUAGUGUUACUAGCAUCAGGCCUAUCAACAAUUGUCGACGGGAUAAUGACCUCACGAGCAAUAUUCCAGCGGAUGAGGAGUUAUGCCUUAUACCGUAUCACCUCGACCAUACAAUUUCUGCUGUUCUUCUUUUUCAUCAUAUUGAUCGAAGGUUGGACGUUGCCAGCGGUGUUGGUGAUAUUAAUCGCGUUGUUAAAUGAUGCAGCGACUUUGGUAAUUUCCAUUGAUAAUGUGCAGCGCUCCACAUUUCUUAAUUUUCUCCACCCGACUAACGGGGUACUUCUGGGAAAACAUGGCGUCACCGAUAUUCACCGCAUCCUUAUUUGGCACCCAGAUAAUUUCAUUACUUAUGUCGAUUUAUGGACUUUUGACCGAGAAGAUUGGUUGGGGAAUGUCGUUUGUGAUUUUAGCGAUCUCACUAGUGAUCUGCAUUUUCCUCGAUUUUGUGAAAGUAUUUAUAUAUCGCUAUUGGUCAUUCGAACUCACCACAAAACUGUGGCCGUCACCGGCGAGACGAGCGAAGUUAGCAGUCAGACACGAGAAGUCCGAAUUUGA
Acaulospora colombiana is the source of this 2286-nucleotide messenger RNA. NCBI's taxonomy places the organism in Eukaryota, Fungi, Glomeromycota, Glomeromycetes, Diversisporales, Acaulosporaceae. The record is from the annotation of a GenBank genome assembly.